AUGUUCGAAUCCAAACUCCCCCUCCCUCAGCUCCCGACAAGCGAUGUCUUCAACUACAUCUUCCACUACGGUCGGCGCGCCUACCCCUGGAGCCGCGUGGUGUAUCGGGUCGACGGCACCGACGAGACCCUGACACUGGCCCAACUCGAAGACCAGAGCCUGCGCCUGGCCCGGGCCCUGAAGAAGAAAUACGGCAUCAAGCCGAACGAUGUUAUCUCGAUCGCCGCGAAGGAUGGUAUCCAAUACCCCAUAGCGUUCUUCGGCGCCCUAGCAGCCGGCGCCACCCUCGCCCUAAUCCCCAUCCAAAAAGAGCUCUCCACCCCGGACAUCGCCAGCCGGCUCCAAACCUCCCACUCCAAGCUCCUCAUCACCGACAGCUAUCUCCUCCCGCUCUCCGAACCGGCCUCCUCCCUUGCCGGCGGCGUCCCCAUCAUCACCCUCGACGAAGCCGACGCCGAAAUACCUUCCCUGUCCGACCUCACCGCCCACGCCCAACCGGCUACCACCAGUUUUGCGUUAGAAACCCACGCUGCUGCGUCCGACCACGACGCGUUUAUUAACAGGACUAGUGGAUCAACGGGGAAUAUGAAAUCUGUUCUUGUCUCCCACGCGCAUUACAUCGCCGCCAUGGAAGGCACACUGCACACCAUCCCCCCGACGACAGACGUGACAACCGAUGUUUGGCUCGCCAGUUCCUCCCUCGGCUUCCUAAUCAACGCCAAACUGUUCAUGGGCCUCAACCUGCUGCUUGGCAUCCCCGUCGUGUUAAUGCCCACACCGUUGGACGAAACCUCGGUUUCCGUCAUCAAACGCCACGCGAUAACCUUCAUCCUGGUGUUCCCGCCGUUGAUCGCGAAGCUGGCUAAAGCGACUGAUCUCGCAGCGGCUGAUGUAGCAUCGAUUAAAUGGCUGUUAUCCGCCGGCGCCGUGAUCCCCGCCAACUUGCGCAGAGCGAUAGCGCAGAAGUUUCCCCAUGUGGAUCUAACCCUGGAAUGGGCCACCUCCGAAACGAUGUUGAUUUCCAUCCAGACUAAUGAUCCGUCCUCUCGCCGGGAAGGCUCCAGCGGGACGUUGGUGAACGGGAUACAAGCCCGCGUGGUGGAUACCCAGACAGGGGAGGAUUUAGGCGCCGGCGAGCCAGGCGCGAUAUUGGUGCGGAAUCAGUUGGCGCGGUUUAGGGGGUAUAAAGACAACGUGGAGGCGAAUCGGGAGUUUGAUUCCGGGGGAUGGUUCCAUACGGGGGAUUAUGGGUUUAUUGACGGGGAGUGUAAUGUGUAUAUUAUUGAUCGGAUUAAGGAGAUGAUGAGGGUGGGCGAUGGGUAUGGGAGUCGGAUUAGCGCGGGAGAUUUGGAGAAUGUGGUGUUUGAGCAUGAGGCGGUGCACAGUGUGGUGGUGGUGGGGAUUUGGGACGAGGAGAAGGCGACGGAGGUGCCGACGGGGUUUGUGGUGCCGAUGCAGGCGUUCCGGGGGCAGGUUGGGCCGGAGUUGGCGAGGAAUAUUGAGGUGGCCGCGGAGAAGAAGGGGUUGACCGGGUUGAAGAGGUUGAGUGGAGGGGUGUAUUUUGUGGAUGCGUUGCCGACGACGGGGUUUAAGAUCAAUAGGCGGAUUAUGAAGGGGUUGAAGCGGGAUCCGGUGACGAGGUUGGCGAGCUGGGAUACAACCCCACUCCGUUGCAGCACUUUCCACCUUUUACAUCUCUCACCCAGAGAAACGCAGAGGGCAGUACCCGGUUACCUCAAGCAGCGGCCCCUCGACUUGCUGCAGUAG
This is a messenger RNA of Dichotomopilus funicola, 1767 nucleotides long. RefSeq names its product AMP-binding enzyme domain protein. Lineage: Eukaryota; Fungi; Ascomycota; Sordariomycetes; Sordariales; Chaetomiaceae. The record is from RefSeq and is a predicted model, not a curated record. The coding region runs from base 1 to 1767 and encodes 588 amino acids. Gene Ontology annotation, molecular function: CoA-ligase activity. Gene Ontology annotation, biological process: secondary metabolic process. The transcript is spliced from 3 exons.